ACAAUUAGGUGUCACGCCCACUCACCCAGGAUCACUCUUUGGUAUCAUUUUGUUUGUGUACUGUGAUGAUAGGAUAGUGGGAUCCUGUUGUAACUUCUGAAUUUAAAAAUAUUUGUAUGGUUUGAAUGAUAACUGAGGCGGCAUUGUUUUACCACUGAUACAUCACACCCAGCUUCUCUGUGUAUACGAGUGUGUUUGUGUGUGAGAGGACGGGAGGAGGGCCCCGGACACACAGCGUGGCUGCAAGUGCCGCAGCAAGACAACUCGUCCAGUCGACCAGCAGUUCAGCUGCUCACACCAUCCUCAUCCUGAGCCCGUCUGACUGGACACUUUGGACAUAUAUGUAUGCAACUGCACGCGUUACCAACCCACAGCGCGAGAGGAUUCAUUGUCGGUGUGGAGUAACGGUUACUGUCACGUGAAGCGGACACAGCGGCUGACAGACGGAACAUAACAAGUCUGCUUUACCCGGCGCCGGGAGCCACCAACCCGGCCGGAGGGGACCGAUGGGGCUGGCUGGAUGAAAUGCUAGCUAACUAGCAUUAGCCUCUCAGACCAGCAUCCUCACCACUGACGCCAACUCAACAGGGUGAGCUACCAAUGCUAGAGUCACAUUUGUAACCUUUAAAUAGACAAAUGGUUUAGGUUAAUGCUUAGAAUAUAUUUACCAACAAGAUGAUGACAGGCUCAGCGUAAGCGGUUAGCUAACGUUUAUAAACAAGAGAGCUAGCUAACGUUAACCAUUUACAAACUGGUGUGCGUUAAUUUAGUCGGAAGAGUUGUGGUAAGCCGACAUGUAUAGAGUAAACUAAUGUCAUUGUUAUGCUAUAUAUAUAUAACAUUAAGCUAUACAUAUUCAUAUCAUCGUCGCUGUCACCUGUGAGCUGUCAUCCACAAACACACAAUCUUAGCCAGUCUGCUACUAGCAAGUGUGACUCCUCUGUAGGUGCAGAGAAUGUGUGAUGUUGUUUGUGGUUUUUGUUUCCUCUACUCCAAACACAUGCUUCUGUGACAGCGUGAAGAUGGACUGAAACAUGAAAUGUGGAACUGUCCCAUCAUCGACAUAGGAGGGCUUCUCUCUUAGGUAUGCUCAUCAAAUUCCUCUCUUCUGUUGACAGUCCAGCAAAAAGGCAUUUUACAGUUAGUGCUUACUUCUUUCUUGUAGCCAUCAGUUGAAACUGCAAAGCUAAUUUAAUAGACAAUAUCAAAUAGAAAAUCGAGAAUGUGUUCAUAUGUUGAUCGUGUUUUCUAAACCUUCUUAUAACUACGGAUACAUGAUGUGUUGCAGAGACUGAGCAUGGGUUUGAUCUUGCCAACCAGCCACUGCUAGUCUACACAACUAGCUAAUGCUAUUUGUACAUUUGUGUUUCAGUAUUCAAAGCAAGCUUGUGUCUCUAGGCCAAUGUUUCCCCAUUCCCCACAUCCUGUGUUGUGAGGAAACUUCCUCUUUUGUCCUAAAGUGCUUAGCUGCAUCCUGAUCAGGGUCGCAGAUCUCAGAACUGCUCAAUGGGUUGUUUGUUUUAACUCCGUGUUUCCCGUUGUAGCUUGUUUUUGUACGUCACCCUUCUUUGUAUGAAUUUUUUGUUGUUUUCCUUUAUGGUUAUCACUUUCAUGCAUCUUUGUGUCAGUCACAACUUUAAACUUAAACUCGGUGGACACUUUUUCUGUCAGUUAAAGGAUCUAUGUCUAAAUUGCAGCUCGUACAUCAUGUAGCCAUCCACCCAUCCGGCCCCUAGAUGCUUAACCUGGUUGUGCUCGACAGCUUAACUGUGUGACUGAGCUCGGAGACAGAGAGGAAGAUGCCUCCCAGGCCGUCCUCGGGAGAGCUAUGGGGCAUCCACUUGAUGCCUCCCAGGAUCCUGGUGGACUGCCUGCUGCCCAACGGAAUGAUUCUGACCCUCGAGUGUCUCCGAGAGGCCACGCUCAUCACCAUCAAACAUGAGCUGUUCAAGGAGGCCAGGAAGUAUCCGCUCCACCAACUCCUACAGGAGGAGACGUCCUACAUCUUCGUCAGUGUUACACAGGAAGCAGAGCGGGAGGAGUUCUAUGACGAGACCAGAAGACUAUGUGACCUCCGACUCUUCCAGGCCUUCCUCAAGGUCAUUGAACCAGUUGGCAACAGAGAGGAAAAGAUCCUCAACAGAGAGAUUGGUUUUGCCAUUGGUAUGCCUGUGUGUGAGUUUGACCUCGUGAAGGAUCCCGAGGUUCAGGACUUCAGGAGAAACAUCCUGAAUGUUUGUAAAGACUCUGUGGAGCUGAGAGACGCCAGCGGGCCCCACAGUAGAGCGCUCUAUGUUUACCCACCGAAUAUAGAAUCCACACAGGAACUUCCCAAGCACAUCCAUAGCAAACUGGACAAAGGUCAGAUUAUUGUUGUGAUUUGGGUGAUUGUUUCUCCAAACAAUGACAAACAAAAGUAUACAUUGAAGAUCAACCACGACUGUGUCCCUGAACAGGUGAUUGCAGAGGCCAUUCGUAAGAAGACACGCAGCAUGCUGCUGUCCCCAGAGCAGCUGAAGAUGUGUGUUCAGGAAUAUCAGGGUAAAUACAUCCUCAAAGUGUGUGGCUGUGAUGAGUACCUGCUGGAAAAGUACCCCAUCAGCCAGUAUAAGUAUAUCCGUAGUUGCAUCAUGCUCGGCAGGAUGCCUAACCUGAUGCUAAUGGCUAAGGACAGCCUAUACACUCAGUUGCCAACAGAUAACUUCGUCAUGCCGUCCUACUCUCGACGCAUCUCCACGGCCACAUCCCAUAUGAAUGGCGAGGCAGCCGCCAAGUCGCUGUGGGCCAUCAACGGCACCCUGCGAAUACGAAUCCUCUGUGCCACCUAUGUUAACGUCAAUAUACGGGACAUAGACAAGAUAUAUGUGAGAACAGGCAUUUACCAUGGAGGUGAACAGUCGUGUGACAAUGUCAACACACAGAGAGUACCCUGCUCUAACCCCAGGUGGAAUGAGUGGCUCACCUAUGAUAUGUACAUCCCAGACAUACCCCGUGCUGCCAGACUCUGCCUCUCCAUCUGCUCUGUUAAGGGCAGGAAGGGAGCCAAGGAGGAGCACUGUCCACUUGCUUGGGGUAAUAUCAACUUGUUUGACUACACUCACACUCUGGUGGCCAACAAGAUGGCUCUGAACCUCUGGCCGGUCCCUCAUGGCCUUGAAGACCUUCUCAACCCCAUUGGAGUCACAGGAUCCAACCCCAAUAAGGAAACCCCAUGUCUGGAGCUGGAGUUUGACCACUUUAGUAGUUCAGUCAAAUACCCAGAUAUGAAUGCAGUAGAGGAUCACGCAAACUGGACCAUCUCCAGGGAACUGGGCUAUAGCUACAACCUCUCCGGACAGAGCAACCGGUCGGCCAGAGAUCACGCCCUGACAGAGAGCGACACCGAGCAGAUGAGACAGCUGAGUAACAGAGACCCUCUUUCAGAAAUCACUGAGCAGGAGAAAGACUUCCUCUGGAGACACAGGCACUACUGCGUGAACAUCCCGGAGAUCCUUCCCAAGAUCCUUCUCGCUGUCAAAUGGAACUCCAGAGAUGAAGUAGCACAGAUGUAUUGUCUGUUGAAGGAAUGGCCGUCUAUCCGUCCUGAGCAGGCCAUGGAGCUGCUGGACUGUAACUACCCAGACCCCAUGGUCAGGCACUUUGCUGUACGCUGCCUCGACAAAUACCUUACUGAUGACAAACUGUCCCAGUACCUCAUCCAGCUUGUACAGGUAUUAAAAUAUGAACAGUAUCUUGAGAAUCCCCUGGCCCGUUUCCUCCUGAAAAAGGCCCUGACCAAUCAAAGGAUAGGUCAUUUCUUCUUCUGGCAUCUCAAGUCAGAAAUGCACAAUAAAACAGUGAGCCAGAGGUUUGGGCUGCUGUUGGAGGCUUACUGCAGGGCGUGUGGCAUGUACCUGAAACACCUGAGCAGGCAGGUCGAGGCCAUGGAGAAGCUCAUUAACCUCACUGACAUCCUUAAACAGGAGAAGAAGGAUGAGACGCAGAAGGUCCAGAUGCGGUUUCUUGUGGACCAGAUGAAGAGACCGGACUACAUGGAUGCUCUGCAGAACUACACCUCUCCUCUUAACCCUGCACACCAACUGGGAAACCUGAGGUUAGAUGAAUGCAGGAUCAUGUCAUCAGCCAAGAGACCGCUGUGGCUGAACUGGGAGAAUCCUGACAUCAUGUCUGAGCUGCUCUUUCAGAACAAUGAGAUCAUCUUCAAAAAUGGAGAUGACUUGCGACAGGAUAUGCUGACGUUGCAGAUUAUUAAAAUCAUGGAGAACAUUUGGCAGAAUCAGGGACUGGACCUUCGGAUGCUUCCUUAUGGCUGCCUGUCGUUAGGAGACUGUGUGGGUCUCAUUGAGGUGGUUCGCAGCUCCCACACCAUCAUGCAGAUUCAGUGUAAAGGAGGCUUGAAAGGAGCCCUGCAGUUCAACUCAAACACUCUGCAUCAGUGGCUGAAGGACAAGAAUAAGGGCGAGAUGUAUGACAUGGCUGUGGAUCUGUUUACGAGGUCCUGUGCUGGCUACUGUGUAGCUACAUUUAUCCUCGGGAUAGGAGACAGACACAACAGCAACAUUAUGGUCAAAGAUGAUGGACAGUUGUUUCAUAUAGAUUUUGGCCAUUUCCUGGAUCAUAAGAAGAAGAAAUUUGGCUACAAGAGAGAACGAGUUCCCUUUGUUCUGACGCAAGACUUCCUCAUCGUCAUCAGCAAGGGAUCCCAAGAGUGUGCAAAGACCAAAGAGUUUGAGAGGUUCCAAGAGAUGUGUUAUAAAGCCUACCUGGCGAUCCGGCAGCAUGCUAACCUCUUCAUCAACCUGUUCUCCAUGAUGCUGGGCUCUGGCAUGCCUGAGCUGCAGUCAUUUGAUGACAUUGCCUACAUUAGGAAGACGCUGGCCCUGGAGAAAAGCGAACAGGAGGCGUUGGACUACUUUAUGAAACAGAUGAACGAUGCUCACCAUGGAGGAUGGACCACCAAAAUGGACUGGAUAUUCCACACAAUUAGACAGCAUGCACUGAACUGACCGCCUGCAAACCAACAAAAAGACACCAGUCCCACCCUGGAGUAACAGGAAGUUUGCAGUUUGACUUCAUUUUUUUUUUUUUCCACCAUUUUUAUUUAUCCGAAUGAGGUUCCGUUGUUUCUUUGUUUUCUUUCCAUUAUCAUCUGCCUGUUUCUGCGGUCUCGAUGCCCUCACUUUACCCUUUACCUUUUUUGGAGUCGACAAGAGAGCAUUGUCCUCAUGUCCUAUUGAAGAUGUGCCCGACCUGGAUGUUUGAAUCCUCCGCUACUAUGUUUGCUCUGUUUUUUCCCCCCCAACAGAAACAAACUGGAUAACUUGUUUGGAGUAAUUUGACCCCUUACUCUUGCUGGAAAAAAACGAUCAUUGGACAAAACAGCGUAAAGAAGAUGUAUCUGCCAAUCUUUAAAUGUAGCCACAAAGUAAGUUCAACUUGCUGCCCUUCUGCACUGUGGCUCCGCCUCAGAAAGGAGGCGCUUGGGAACGUUGUUUUGAAUCGCAUCUCUGCUGAGAAGAUAGCAGGCACAAGGAACGUAUCUUACACAAUAAGUGUUUAUCAAAUUUGUUGCACAAUGCAGGAUUACUGGAGUAUGGGGUCUUCUGUGAUGACUACCACUGCACAGUCUUCCACCAUAUUUGUGGUGAAGUUGCCCUCCUGAGCUGAUUUGGUGUCAGCUUUUCCGCCUUUUAAACCUUUGUGAGAAAAUGUCAAAGCUCAAAAACUGCAGAAGAGUCUCUGGGUUGUUUUGCUCUACAGUCUCCCGGGCCGCGAUGUAAAAGCACCCCACCCUUGGGAACAUUUGUUGGUGGUGCAACUUUAGACUCUAAUAUGAACUUCAGGGUAUUGAUGCCUCUCCAUAAAAAAAAAAAAACAGCACUUACAAAUAAUAUACAGAUGUAAUAUGCCUUUUUGAAUUUACUUAUGUAUCCAGUUUCGUUCAGUUUCUACGUAAACAGUCAAAACUUAACUCUCCACAACCAUUGCUGUCGUAAAUAUAGUUUUUUGUAUUUCUGUUGACCAAUUUGCUUUCUUCUUCUGACGACCAUAAGUGCAAAAACCUUUCUCUUUUUUCUCGACGAUUAUUUAGUUUUGCUCACAUUCGUAUAAAUUAAGACUGCUGAUUCCUUUUUUUGCCUCCGUCACUUUUAAUUAAGGUAAACAUCUCAUUCGGCCUAUCCAGUAGCCCGAUUUGUGUUAUUGUGGCUAGUGUGCAGCCCUACUUGGAUUUGUUUGGGGAUGCAAAUUGAUAAGAAUGGAAGUGCCAGUCUCACUUUGUAUGACUACUGGGACCUGUUUUAAGCCUCUGGCUGUCUGUUUUAUUGGCGAGCAGAAGUCCAGGGGAAUAUUAUGUCUUCCUGUUGAUAAGAUGCCUUGGCACAAAGCUCUACAAACGCUGCCUCAGCAUGUUGUAGUGAGCAAACCAUAACAGCACUUUUUAACAUGAAAAGCUAGAUCUGAUCUGUGAAUCAUUCUUUUUAUUUUUAACCAUGUGAGGCUGAUCGUCUUUAGCAUGUCUCCCAUUAGAAUGUCUUUAAAAUGUCGACUCAUGAUCAAAGUGCAUUUUAACGUGUGUUUGUCACAUCUGGGGUAUAUUUUUUGAUCCAGAACACCGUCCACUGACGAGCCCAUAACACUUGGCAGUAUGUUGUGUACUGUUGUCAUAGCCAUGCUCCCAACAGGAUCAUUUCAGCCUGUAGCUUUUUCAACAUUAUAAAGUCAGUAAAAGGGAUUUAAACAAAUCUUUCAAAUUUGAUUGGAUCACAAGCUAGGAUCACAGCUUGUUUAAUGCAUUUUUGUUUCAUGGUGUCAUUUAAGCAGGCCAUUGUCGCCUUGUCUUUUGGUAUAGGUAGUUUUCUCGGAAAGUAUACUUACGUAAGGUGUUUUUAAGAGAAACCUUGAGGGACAGUAACGGAGAGAAUGUAUUUUUCAUGAGCCCCAGACGCCUUCACAUUGUACCUAGAGAGAUAUUUGGAUGUGCUCCUAGCUAAACUGUUCUCUUACUUACAGACAGUAUGAAACUCAAUCUGCCAGUGGAAAAGAAAGUCAGCACUUUGCUCACCUGUUGAUUGUAUAGAAAAGUCAAAGUGGUAGUCCGCUCUGAUGUGAUGUCACAUUAUUGCAAGAAUUAACUGCUGGAAUGUAUUUAAUUGCUAACAUGGACCUUACGUGCACUCAUCUUUUAAUGUUUUUUUUUUUUUGCAUCAUUCAUGUUUUCUUUCUCAUGUCAGAGGCAGAGCCACUAAACAUACACUAGGUUAUUAGCAGAGAGCUCUUCUCUUCUUCUUUCUUCUUUUAAUGUGCCAAAUCAGGCAUCACUGAGGCCUACGGACGCUAAUGCUGGAAUCACAUCAUGCAGUAAGGGAUAUCAGUUACAGACUUAAAGAAGAAAGAGGCUGGGCAAUGCACUUAAAAAGACUAGUUGUUGUUGUACUUCUCAAUGCCUUUUUGUCCAAAGGGACACUGUAAGAUGUUAGCCUAGUAAGCAUGUUUCUCAAACAGCAUAACCAGUUCUUAUGAUGUACAUUUUGAAGCAGCAUUAAGCAGUAUGUAUGUACAGUUACAGUCAGACCUCUUCUCUGGUUGUGUGUGUGUGUUUGUGUCCAUUAAUUGUCUUUCUGUACCGGUUGCAGAGCUUCAUUGGCAGGCCCCAAUGAAAACCCACACUGUAUGUACAUGUGUCUGUUUGUGACCACACUUGACUGUUCAAGUUGUGGCAUCUCUAAAUCUUUUGUAAGCACCGAUUGUUGAAGCUUUGUGUUUGUUCGAUGCUGGCAGUGAUUGUUAUUAGUGCCACAGUCCUACAUUUCAUAGUGAAGACGCAAUCACUUCUUGAACUAAAGUUGUUCUCGAGUCUAAAUUUCCAAGAUCAGGUUCAGUGAGAACUAUGACAAAGUAUCUUACAGGGUUUAAUAAGAUUUAAUAAUCUUAGAUGUUCAUCCUCAACCUCCAGAUCAUAAGAAUUACGUCCAGCAGCUAAGUUAUAGUUCUCACAUCUCCUCAGAGCAUGUUCGUUUGUUCGCGCUGAAUUGGUGCAGGAACGAUGUUGUUGCACUAGUAUAUUUAAAGCCCGUAUUUAAAAAUCUGCCCGACAGUAUUCAACAGAUCAACGUCCUGCAGGAGAUUGAGUAUCACAUAGUGAGACAUAGUUGUUGUACCUGCAAGAUGUAUACAAGCUAGGGUGAAGUUGGAAAUGGUUGAAUAUGUGCAGUGAAAUACUGUCGGACUAUCUUUGACGUUUAGUCGAGAGGAGGGAGCUCCCAAUUCUGUUUAGCCGCUCUUCAGUUAUUGCCCGUGCCUUGCAUAAUGAAUCAUAGGAUCUGAGCUAUGAUUUCAACAUGAGCAGUGGACAUAAUAAUGUGAACACCCAGAUGUAAUGAAAUUCAAUGCAAUAUCCAUGCAGUAAAUACUACUUACGUGUAUUUAUUCUAAGGUGUUUUAUGUUACUGCUUUUGUUUGUUUGCGUGAUGGACAGGUAUUCACGUUAUUGUGUCCACCACCUGUAUCAAUAUGGGGCCUGGUAUUAAGGGAAUACGUCUUUUUUUCUUUCUGUCAAACUUGAAAGAGUGUCCAGGGUUUUAAAGUGUUUUAAAGAGCAAAUAUGAGUAAUCAUUACAAUUAUUGAUCAUUUGUGAUCAUCUGAAGUAUCCUAAAUUCUCACUUUGAAGAGAAAUAUGGACUAACUGGUCUGUGGCUUCAUGUUAUUUUCUGUAUGCAGUGUUCUUAGCUACAUUAUGAUUUUCGCUAAUAUAUUUCCACAACAUACCAUGCUGUCAGAACCUUAACCUAUACUAUGAAUGAAUGUACAACGGGCCACUGUAGUGUUCUUCACAGCCUACCUGCAUGAGAUUUCGGUAAAGAUUGUUUGUUUGUUUUGUUUUUUUAGUGUGCUAAGCAGCUAUACAGAUGAUUAUACAUUAAUGCCUUAAGUUUGCUCUGUGUAGGAACCGUUUCAUCUCUACAAUAAGCUGUGUUUUCUAUUUAUUUAUAAAUGUACGUUGUACUUCAUUUUGGCUCCCUGGUUACAGAGUAAAGGUUUGUUCCUGACUGACGGGUCAUCUGAGUGUUCUGUGAAGAUGUACAAAUAAAUUUGUUAAACAUUCA
Anarrhichthys ocellatus (wolf-eel) is the source of this 9105-nucleotide messenger RNA. RefSeq names its product phosphatidylinositol-4,5-bisphosphate 3-kinase, catalytic subunit alpha (gene pik3ca). NCBI's taxonomy places the organism in Eukaryota, Metazoa, Chordata, Actinopteri, Perciformes, Anarhichadidae. The coding region runs from base 1800 to 5006 and encodes 1068 amino acids. Gene Ontology annotation, biological process: phosphatidylinositol 3-kinase/protein kinase B signal transduction; phosphatidylinositol-mediated signaling; cell migration. The record is from RefSeq and is a predicted model, not a curated record. The transcript is spliced from 25 exons. Gene Ontology annotation, molecular function: 1-phosphatidylinositol-3-kinase activity; 1-phosphatidylinositol-4-phosphate 3-kinase activity. Gene Ontology annotation, cellular component: phosphatidylinositol 3-kinase complex, class IA; phosphatidylinositol 3-kinase complex, class IB; cytoplasm.